AUGUCUUUUGCGGACUCUGUAUCAAAGCUCAACGGCUCUGUAAAGGAUCUGGUCCUCUCUACUACAAACAAUGAUGCCUCUCUUCUUGGACAAACGGAUGUCGAUAAGAUCGAAGUCACAGGAUGGAUUGAAAAGGUCGGACAGGGUGACUUGGUGAAGGAAGAAAAUUUCAAAAAUCUCGAUACCGAACUGGUGCCUCGCACAUACAUUGUGAAGAAUUACUUGACCGCUGCCGAUGUUGCACUGUACGGUGCCCUACACCCUACCUUUGCAAAAUUGCAACCAUCACAAUACUACUCACAUCCCGCUUUGACGCGCUACUUCGACCACAUCCAGUCAAGUUCUCCCGUCCGAAACGCUGCAGAUCCCCUUUCUAUCUUUCCCCUUGUCGCAUUUGAUUUCACAAAUGCGCCUAAAAUCGACCGGAAUGCUGAGCCACCCAAGAAGGCACCCGGUGCACCCUACCAGAAUCCUUUACAGCCAGCCGGGAGGCCGCCCAAGUCUCAGCAGAAAAAGGAGAAGAAAGAGAAGAAUAAAGAUACCGCUCCUCAAGAUUCCGAAAAGAAAAAGGCUGCUGGAAAAGCCCCUGCUGCAGAGGAAGGAGAGCCCGUCCCCUCCAUGAUCGACCUUCGCGUUGGGCACAUCAUUGACGUCAAGAAACAUCCGGACGCCGAUGGUUUGUACAUCGAACAAAUUGACAUCGGCGAGGAAACAGGUCCUCGAACUGUUGUUUCCGGUCUUGUAAACUAUAUUCCUAUCGAAGAGAUGCAAGACAAAUACCUCGUUGCUGUUUGUAAUCUGAAGCCAGCCAACAUGCGUGGUGUCAAGAGUUUCGCGAUGGUUCUUGCUGCGACCCACAAGGAUGGCAAAGACGGUGGUGUUGAGUUAAUCCAGCCUCCUGCUAACUCGAAGCCUGGUGAUCGAGUGUACUUCGAAGGCGAAGAGUUUGAGAAUGCGACAGCUCUUUCUCAAUUGAACCCAAAGAAGAAGAUUUUUGAGACUAUCCAGCCGGGAUUUAUCACGUUGGAAACCAGGGAGGCGGCAUGGGUGAACCCCGACACGAAGAAGAUCCACCGAAUUAGAACUAAAGAGGGGGUGUGUGUCGCCCCAACCUUUGUAGGCGCUUCGUUGUCGUAG
This is a messenger RNA of Desarmillaria tabescens, 1137 nucleotides long. RefSeq lists its product as uncharacterized. Gene Ontology annotation, molecular function: tRNA binding. The record is from RefSeq and is a predicted model, not a curated record. The transcript has 8 exons. Lineage: Eukaryota; Fungi; Basidiomycota; Agaricomycetes; Agaricales; Physalacriaceae. The coding region runs from base 1 to 1137 and encodes 378 amino acids.